AUGAAGGAAUGCAUUCAGAAUGUAAAUGUAAAUAAAGACGAUAAUUAUUUGUCAAAACAAAAAAAUAUCACUUCAUUACCAGUGGAAAUUAUUUUGAAAAUUUUCAACUUUUUACCACAAUCAAAUCUAAAAAUUUUGGAGCAUGUUAAUAGACAUUUUCAACAAAUCUCGCGUGAUCCAAUAUUAUGGAAAGUUUACAAGAUAGAAAACAACGAGGACAACAAUAAUUUACAAUUUAAAAAUAUUAUUCAAGAACUUAAACGGAUGACUUUUCUUGAAAAGUGUAGUUUAAUCAACAAUAUCGGUUGUGAUCGAAUUCUCCAUCAAAUUUCAUUAAGUAAUAAAAAUCUCAAGAAACUCCAUAUCAGAAAUCGAAAUUUGAGAGGAUUAGCGUGGGCUCAUUAUUUACGUUCAACGAGAUUGACACAAUUACUUGAGAGAUGCCAUAAUUUACAUACAAUAACUAUUGAUAAAUGUGCUUUGAGGGGAUUAAAAAUCUAUAAAAUACUUGGUGGUUUUGGAUUGAAAAUGAAAAUAAUUAAAAUCCCCGCAAAUAAAACUCAAUUACGAACAUUUAUUGAAAAUUCGACUUAUAUUAAGGAAAAAGAUCGACAGAUGAUAUUUAACUUGACUGCAUAUGAUCGUCAAAAAGAAUAUGUUCUAUUGAGAUACGAAUCUCACACAAUCAGAAUCUACUAUAAUAAUUGCUAUCCACAAGUAAUGCAGGUCGACAUUACUUCGUACGAAUAACAUCAACUUAAAAAGAGAAGUCCAAUA
Leptopilina heterotoma is the source of this 777-nucleotide messenger RNA. RefSeq lists its product as uncharacterized. The coding region runs from base 1 to 750 and encodes 249 amino acids. The record is from RefSeq and is a predicted model, not a curated record. Lineage: Eukaryota; Metazoa; Arthropoda; Insecta; Hymenoptera; Figitidae. Gene Ontology annotation, molecular function: protein binding. The transcript has 6 exons.